Cladocopium goreaui is the source of this 1816-nucleotide messenger RNA. The record is from the annotation of a GenBank genome assembly. NCBI's taxonomy places the organism in Eukaryota, Dinophyceae, Suessiales, Symbiodiniaceae.
CGCCAUGCCGAAGCGAAAGGGAGCCAAGAAGCUGGGAUGGCUCUUCUGGGUGGGCCCGAUGAUCGCGGUGGUCAUGGCUCCGUUGAUGCUGUUCUUCGCGGUGGAAGAAUUGUCGCAGUCCACGGAUGAGCACUUGAUAGCGACCAUGGUUUUGCUGUCGGCUAUCGCAUUCUUCUCUUUACUUGGAUGCUUGCUGGACGAUUCCUUCCAAUGCCCCUACCACUUUCCCGCCAUGCUCUUGCUGGCGCAGCUUUUCGCUUUGGUUGUGGCGAUCCUCCUGUGGCCCUCCAUCUUCAAGACGCUUCCCAAGCCGAACGAAAUGGAGCACUGGCUGAUGGACAAGCUGCGUGCGCAGCCUGCGCAGCCACUUACCGAAUCCAUCACUGAGAGGCCGCUGGCACCGUCAAACCCUGCCCCAGCUGCGGUGUCGCCUGCGACGCCACUGGCGAAGCGGGCGCUGAGGGGAUCUGAAGAGGUCUCUCUGGACAUCGCCGGCUGGAAAGAUGUGGGCGAUGGCUUUUGUGUCGACUCGCAGGACCAAGAAUUUUCUUCGCUGCAUGCGGUGGGAAAGUCCUUGCGGGAAUGCGCGGCCAUCGCAGCGGGUGAUCCGGAAAGCAUCGCUUUUGACUUUUCCAGUGGUGAUGGUGGCUGCGAUAUCAGGUUUCCUGCGGGCGCGACCUUUGAGUCCGUGGAGGGUUUCGAGUGGUGGGGCUGGGGAGCUGGAAAAGACCAGCCCAAAGGCUCGCAGCAAAGGAAACACGAGUCGGAGACACGGUGUUACCUCAAGACCUUCAAGACCCCUGCACGGCCACGUGGCAAAGCGCUGAGCUCCCAGCUACAUCCCAAGUACAAGGCCUUGAUUCGAGAGUAUCCCUUCCAGCCGGUGCGCAACGAACACGGCCGGUUCGUCAACGUCAUCUUGGUCCGAUCGCCUUUCCGGACGGAUCACCAAGAGCAGUUGUACCAGAAAUUCAAGGAUGAGAUCCUUUUCCUUGGAAUCAGCAGUUGGGAGGAUUACCCCCUUCCAGCACCCAAUCCCUACUCCUCGGGCUUCCCGCCUAAGAAGUUUGUGGGUCUUUUCCCUGGAUUUUUGUACAUGCAUCGGAAUCCAGAGACGAUCUUCCCGAGCCACGUGAAGCUGCUGCUGCUGUCGCAGUCAGACUUCUCCCUGCCAGCUCUGAUGCCGGCCUUGGAGAAGAAGUACGACUUCACUUUCUCUGGCUCGGAUCAGGAUGUGGCUCAGGACUGCAUGGGCUGGUCUUCGUACGCCAAAAACUGGAGCUUUGUGAAGGAGGCUCUAGAAGUGAUGUGCGGGGAACUGCAAAUGACUGGUGUGUUGGUGGCCACCAAGGACAAGCAAGGCAGACAAGCCUGCUCCAUUCCGGCCAGUUGUGAGGGAUUGAUUACGCAAACCACUUUUCUGAAUCAAGAUGAGUUCUUCAAAUACACGCGACAAAGUCAGUUCCUCUUCUUGUCGCAGGUGCACGACGCCUCGCCGCGCGUCAUCACGCAGGCCUUGGCGCUGGACGUGCCGGUGUUGAUGAACAAGAACAUCAUAGGUGGCUGGAAGUAUUUGACGGACCAAACAGGUGAAGGCUUCAAUGACAUCCACGACCUCCAGGAUAGCAUCCAACGUUUGCGGGAGAACAGCGCUGCAGGAGCCUAUCAUCCGAGGAGGUAUGUGGAUGAGAACUGCGGCGAUCAAAUCUCAGGGGAGCGGUUGACCAAGUUUGUGCUAGAGCACUUCAGUCAUCGCGUAAAACUUCCUGAAGGCACAAAGCUCUUAUUCCCAUCAGGGGCAUAGCCAAAAGUAGUU